AUGUUCCCAUUGGGACGUUUGCCCGUCUUACCUAGGUAUAUAAUCCUUCAGCAUGUCGUCGGUUCUUGCCGUUCCUUGAGCUCGAAUUCCAUCUUCCCAAGCCAAGAUAAGAAGGCUUACUCUCACACUUUGCUCCUUCCCAAGACCUCGAUGCCCCUCAAGGUCAAGGACCCCGUACAGCACGAGCGUCGUUACAGGCAGCGAACAUCCCAAGAUCUUUACCGAAAGCAGAGGUCUCGCAAGACCGCCAAGGAAUUUGUGCUGCACGAUGGGCCUCCUUAUGCCAACGGCAACUUGCAUAUGGGCCAUGCCCUCAAUAAGGUGUUAAAAGACAUGGUGAACCGCUGGAAGGUCAUGAGAGGAUACCGAGUACACUACGUACCAGGAUGGGAUUGUCAUGGUCUGCCUAUAGAGAUGAAGGCCCUGGAGCGUAUCGGAAGACAAGCAGCCAAUCCAGAUCUGGGGCCGAAUAGAAUACGAAGCGAAGCAAGAAAGACCGCCUUGAAGGCGAUCGAGAUCCAGAAGAGGGAGCAACAGGAACUGGGGGUGAUGGCGGAUUGGGACAGUCCAGAUGGAGUGUAUCGGACCCUUGAUCACGACUUCGAAGUACGACAACUGAGAUUGUUCCAGAGGAUGGUGUCGAAAGGUUAUAUCGCUCACCGACUCCGCCCCACAUAUUAUUCCCCAUCGACCCGAACAGCAUUAGCCGAGGCUGAACUCAAAUAUAAAGACGGCCACAAAUCUCGUUCAGUCUACGUAGCCUUUCCAGUGGAGAAAAGCGACAUGUCCCCCGCUCUCACUAAAGCAUACGAGGAUGCUCAGAAACAAAAAGGUCCUGUCUCUCUAUCCCUGGCGAUUUGGACCACUACUGCUUGGAGUCUGCCUGGCAAUAUGGGUGUAGCCGUGAAUCAAGACAUGGAAUAUUCAAUUGUCAGGUCCGACACAGCUGGCUUACUAGUCGUGGCGACCGAACGACUUCUAGCACUCCAAAACAUACUCGGACCGCUCGAGAGCCUUCACAGUCUUUCAGGAGCCGAUCUCGUCGGCACCCGAUAUACCCAUCUGUUUCAUUCAAAGACAUCGUCCCUCCCUCGGCCGACCGUCUUUGCUUCCAAUCAUGUUCUUCCCACGUCGGGUACCGGCUUGGUUCACUCUGCACCCGCGCAUGGGUACGAAGACUACCAAGGUAUGACAGUGGCUGGGGUACUCCCUAAAGAGCUGCGAUGUCCGAUCGAUGAUGACGGACGCUUCACCGCCGCAGUCACCCGCGAGACUGACAAGGAUGACGUCGCGAGACUGAUCGGACAGGAGGUGCUCGGAGCUGGAAUAGGCACUAUGAUAGACUUACUGCGUAGCGAAGGGAGCCUGCUUGCUGAAGAGGUGAUCGAGCAUCGGUACCCAUAUGAUUGGAAGACCAAUCAGCCUAUCAUCGUCCGUGCGACGCCACAGUGGUUUGCAGAUGUGGAAUCGAUCAAGGACGAGGCAGUCAAAGCGUUGGAAGAGGUACACUUCGUGCCACCACAAUCGCGCAAUCGUUUGGAAGCCUUCAUCGUCUCUCGCUCGGAAUGGUGCAUCUCUCGUCAGAGGAGCUGGGGUGUUCCUAUCCCAGCUCUGUAUACCGAGACAGGGGAGCCGAUCAUCGACGAGGACACGAUGACACAUAUUAUCAGUGUCCUACAAGAGAAGGGCACCGAUCACUGGUGGACCGGGCCCGCGGAAGACUUCAUACCUCCCGGCCUGAAAGGUCAGCGGGUCUACAAGGGAACCGACACACUAGACGUAUGGUUCGACAGCGGGUCCUCGUGGAGCAUGCUUCAAGGACUCAAGUCUGAAGAAGACAGUACACCACUGGCGGAUGUCUAUCUAGAAGGGUCAGACCAGCAUCGGGGCUGGUUCCAAUCAUCAAUUCUCACGAAAAUCAGCGCGGACGAUCUGAACAACCCACGACCACCUUAUGGCACUUUGAUCACCCACGGCUUCGUUCUCGAUGAAGAAGGACAGAAGAUGAGUAAAUCAGAAGGAAACGGAAUCUCACCUAUGGAGGUGAUCCAUGGGUCAAAGGACAUUACGCUCAUGAAGCAGAGCCUUCCAGCGUCUGGGACAGAUGCUCUCCGAAUCUGGGCCGCGUCCGUUGAGUAUACCAGAGAUGUCUCCAUAGGACCUUCCUCCAUCGCCCAAGCGUCUGAGACCCUCCGAAAGCUUCGAAGCGCUUUGAGGUUCCUUCUUGCCAACACUGCUCCAGGUGACGCCAAAUCUCUCGACCAAGUCGAAUUAAGUCCCCUUGACUCCUAUGUUAUCAAGGAACUGGACAAGGUCCGGCAAACCGUCAUCGACGCAUACGACUCAUACGCCUUCAACAAAGUGCUCCAAACCCUGACUACGUUCACCGCAUCCACACUUUCCUCUCUCUACUUCGAUACCAUCAAAGAUUCACUGUACUGCAAUGCUGCUGCGGAUCCAACACGGCAAGCGGUCAUAGCCACGUUGGAUCAUGUCCUCCGGCAGUUGUUGAAAAUGAUCGCCCCUAUUGUGCCGCAUUUAGCCGAGGAAGUAUUCGAGCAUCGCGAAAAGUCGUUAGGUUUGUCCGUCUUCGAUGACCCAUGGCUUUCCGAAGUGAGUAAAUAUACUUACUGA
Tremella mesenterica DSM 1558 is the source of this 2634-nucleotide messenger RNA. RefSeq lists its product as uncharacterized. Gene Ontology annotation, molecular function: aminoacyl-tRNA deacylase activity; ATP binding; tRNA binding. Lineage: Eukaryota; Fungi; Basidiomycota; Tremellomycetes; Tremellales; Tremellaceae. Gene Ontology annotation, cellular component: cytosol. The transcript is spliced from 13 exons. Gene Ontology annotation, biological process: isoleucyl-tRNA aminoacylation. The record is from RefSeq and is a predicted model, not a curated record. Bases 1 to 2634 code for a protein of 877 amino acids.